AUGCCCCCCAAGAAGAGUAAAAAGGCCGCAAAGGCCAAGGAGGAUGAUGAUUACUGGGAACAGAAAGCAGCUGCCAUUGACCAAAACCUCGCUAAAGACGACGAUGCUCAAGCUGUCCCCAAUAAAUCCGGUGGCAACGUGUUUGACUUGCUAGAUGAGGAAGAGGAAGAUGAUGGGGGUCUCAUGGCUGCCGUCAGAGCUGCCAGUGCUAAGAAGGAUAAGAAGAAAAAGAAGAAAGCCCAAAUCGGAGAUGAGGAUGACGAGAUGGAAGGGAAAGGUAGUGGUGUACAAACUCCAGCGGUGGAUACAACUGCCAAUCUGGACGAAGAGUGGCCAGAGGAGGAUGUGAAACCCAAGAAAGGCAAAAAGGGGAAGAAGGGGAAGAAGCAGAUGGAGGAAGAUGAGGAUAUGAACGACGGUGAUGUCCAAACUGUCGUAUCACCCACCCAGCCUGAAACGGCUGUGAAUCUCGACGACGAAUGGCCAGAAGAAGAGGUCAAAGGGAAGAAAGGAAAGAAGGGCAAGAACGUCAAACAGUCGGUUGAAGAGGAGGAAGAAACGACACCAACUCCAGUGGCUGCACCAACACCACCUGCACCCGAGACUGUCAUUGCGGAGGAUGGCGCAGAGGAGGAGGAUGGUCCAAAGAUCUUAUCAAAAGCCCAAAAAGAGAAAUUGAAGAAGGAAAAGGAAAAGGCAAAGAAGAAGGCCCAAGCAGCAGCAAAGAAGGGGAUCGCCACAGGGGAAAAUGUUCCAGAAAUCGCAUCAGGCCCUGCUGAGUCUGUAGAGCCGUCUUUAGCUCUAGAACCCACAGCCGCGGAGGAAGAAGAUGGUGACGGUGAAGGAGAAGGCGAGGCUGCUGCAGGCGACAAGAAGAAGAAGAAAAAGAAGAAGCCUGCUGCUAAGGCCGAGCCUGUCGCUCCUGCCGCUGCCAAAGGUAAAAAGGUCCCUGCUCACAUCGCUGCCAUUCAGGCGGCUAUGGAGGAGAAGCGAAGGAUAGAGGAGGAAGCCCGCCGUGCUGAGGAGGAAAGAUUACGGAAGGUCGCAGAAGAAGAAGCGAGGCUCGAGGCGGAAGAGCAAAAGCUUGCCGACCAAAAAGCUGCGAAGAAGGCAAAGGAAAAGGAAAAGCUCGCAAAAGCAAAGGCAGAAGGUCGAUUGUUAACUCCUGCUCAGAAGAAGGAGAAGGCAGCUGCUGAAGCGAGAAAGCAAGCCAUGCUGGCGAGCGGACUCAAAGUGGCCGGUCUGACAGGGGGAGGAGAACCCAAAAAGGUGACCUACGGAAAUAAGAAAAAGCCGGCAAAAGGGAAGGAAGCUCAAGUAUCUGGACCAUCUUCGCCCAUCGUCAACGAACCAGCGCCCGAGAAAGCUGCUGAGGCGGAGUCAGUUCCCGUUGUGGUCGACGAGGAUGACUGGGACAAGAGCGAAGAGGAUGCCGCGGCAGUAGAGGAAGUGGUCGCGGCAUUGGACGGUAUGAAGGUCGACGAUGAUGAUUGGGACAAGACGGAUGAUGAAGAAAUCCCUCCUCCUCCAAAGUCACAGGCCGAAAGUAAAUCGGUUGUGGCCAAGGAGACUACCAAGCCUCCCAUCUCAAAACCUCCCGCGACAAAAGGGACAGCUGAAUCUUCCGCCGCUGCCAACGGCAAACCUGCCGCGAAACCUACUGCCCAAGCUGUCACCGAAGAAUCAGAGUCAGAGGACUCCUCAGAAGAGGAGACCGAUUCUGACGAGUAUUCUGAUUCCUCCGACGAAGACUCUCUUAGACAUCGCAAAGAACGAGCUCUCGAACGAAUCAAAGCCCGCAAAGCAGCCGCUCAAGCAGCGACGUCCAAAGAGGACCUCCGUUCACCCAUCUGUUGUAUCAUGGGUCAUGUCGAUACUGGUAAAACUAAACUUCUCGACAAAAUUCGGCAGACUUCCGUACAAGAAGGUGAAGCGGGAGGUAUUACUCAACAGAUCGGAGCGACUUUCUUCCCCAAGCAGGCUAUUCUGGAGAAAACUGCGGUGGUGAACAAAGAUGGGUCAUAUGAGAUCAAGAUUCCUGGUUUGCUCAUCAUCGAUACUCCUGGACACGAAAGUUUCCGUAAUAUGCGUUCGAGAGGAUCAUCUCUUUGCAACAUCGCCAUUCUCGUGGUGGACAUCACUCAUGGUCUGGAGCCACAGACAAUCGAGUCUUUGAAUCUGUUACGUGACCGUAAGACACCUUUUAUCGUCGCUCUCAACAAAAUCGAUCGUUGUUACGGAUGGGAACCUGUUCCUAAUGGUGGCUUCCGGGAAAGUUUAGCGAAACAGUCAAAAUCGACACAGUCAGAAUUCGAUGAUCGAGUACGCAAGACUAUUCUUGCUUUUGCGGAACAAGGUCUUAACGCUAAACUGUUUGAUGAGAAUGAUGAUCUGAGAAGGAAUCUUAGUCUGGUACCUACCUCAGCUAUCACUGGAGAAGGGAUUCCCGACAUGCUCAUGUUGCUCGUCAAGCUUACACAGGAGCGUAUGUCUGGCAAUUUGAUGUUCAUGGGAGAACUCGAAGCGACUGUGUUGGAGGUGAAAGUUAUCGAAGGUUUAGGUACGACCAUUGAUGUGAUCUUGUCGAAUGGGCGGUUGAGUGAAGGAGACAAGAUAGUCCUUUGUGGACAAGAUGGACAGCCAGUAGUGACCGUUAUCCGAGCUUUGCUCACCCCUCAGCCAAUGCGUGAAUUGCGAAUCAAAUCCGCAUAUGUUCGACAUCCCGAGGUCAAAGCUGCCUUAGGAGUCAAAAUCUCUGCACCUGGUUUAGAACGCGCCCUGGGAGGAUGUAGACUAUACGUCGCUCAUGACGACGAUGAAGUCGAGGUUUACAAGGACAUGGCUCUGGAAGAUUUGUCAGAUCUGUCAAGAUUUAUAAACCCGAAAGCCCCUGGUGUCUGGGUUCAAGCGUCUACCUUGGGUUCACUAGAGGCGCUCUUGGAACACCUCAAAUUAUCCAAGACGCCAGUGAGAGGAUUUGGGAUCGGACCGAUAUAUCGCAAAGAUAUUCUCAAGGCGGGCUUGAUGUUGCGUAGAGAUGAGACGGCGCAUUUCGCUGUGGUAUUGGGAUUCGACGUGCCUGUAGAUGGAGACGCUGCCGACUAUGCGAAGAAAGAAGGUGUGAAGAUAUUUACGGAUGAAACGAUCUAUCGUCUUGGUGAUCAAUAUUUAGCAUAUUAUAACGAAGUUGAAGAAGCCAAACGUAAAGAGGCUAUGCCCAAUGCUGUUUGGCCAGUCAAAUUGAAGAUACUCAAAGCUUUCGCCCAUCGUGAUCCUAUCAUCCUCGGUGUGGACAUUAUCGAUGGUAGUCUAAGGAUCGGGACGCCGAUGGGUGUGGUGAAAAUUGACAAGGAGAAGGGGACUAGGGAUAUCGUGGCUUUGGGUAAAGUUACAUCUAUAGAGAUCAAUCAUAAACCUUUUGAGGUGGUCAAGAAAAGCCAGAUCGGUGCUGGGGCAGCAGUGAAGAUUGAAAGAGCUUCUCAUCAGACUGCCAAGCUCUUUGGUAGACAUUUUGACGACAAGGACGAAGUGGUUUCUCUCAUUUCGAGACAAUCUAUAGAUGUUCUGAAAGCAAACUUCCGAGAUCAGGUCGAACCUUCCGAUUGGUCAUUAAUCAAAAAGAUGAAAAUUGAGCAGGGUAUUCCUUGA
Messenger RNA from Tremella mesenterica DSM 1558, 3648 nucleotides. RefSeq lists its product as uncharacterized. Lineage: Eukaryota; Fungi; Basidiomycota; Tremellomycetes; Tremellales; Tremellaceae. Gene Ontology annotation, molecular function: GTPase activity; GTP binding; translation initiation factor activity. The transcript has 9 exons. The record is from RefSeq and is a predicted model, not a curated record. The coding region runs from base 1 to 3648 and encodes 1215 amino acids.